Molecule: messenger RNA, 2978 nt
Organism: Nerophis ophidion (straightnose pipefish)
Lineage: Eukaryota; Metazoa; Chordata; Actinopteri; Syngnathiformes; Syngnathidae
Gene: pof1b
Product: POF1B actin binding protein
Exons: 13
Coding region: 165-1760 (531 amino acids)
Biological process (GO): bicellular tight junction assembly; actin filament organization; epithelial cell morphogenesis
Cellular component (GO): actin filament; bicellular tight junction; adherens junction
Molecular function (GO): actin filament binding
Source: RefSeq, a predicted model, not a curated record
UGUGCAAAGGCAGAUUGCCCGACUCCUCCAACCGGACUUUCCUCUUUUGUGCUGCCCGCAGAGAAGGAAGUAGCACCGCGGCAUUCGCAGCGCUAACGACCGCCGACUCCCAAAACUUUUUACGAACUUUUUGUUCCUUUGAGUUGUCUUCAAUCCUCACAACGAUGUCGUUGAAGACAAACCGGCAGACCACCACGACCACCUACCGGACCAUGAACGUGGCCUCGCCCUCGCCGGAGCCGAUGAGCGGCGGCACGGUGCUGACGACGACGGCGACUCGCUCGGCCUCGCCGAUGCAGUACACCGCCGUCAACGGCAACUACAGCACGCUUCGCUACCUGGUGCCGAUGCAGCCGACAGUGCAGCAGCAGUCGUACGUGCUCAUGCAGCAGCCCAUCAUGCAGCAGCCCAUCAUGCAGCAGCCCGUCAUGCAACAGAUGGUGUCGCCGGUCUACCUGCAGGGCGUCCAAGGCUUGAACGUCAGCAGCCUGGACCUGCUGCAGCAGCAACAGUGCGUGAGCAGGAACUCAUCCUCACUGUUCAGCCUGUCCUCCAGUCCCACCAAGAGCCCCGAGCCCAGUGUGCAGGAGGAAGAGGAGGAGGAGGAGGAGGAGGAGGAGGAGGAGGAAGAGGAGGCAGUAGAAGUGGAAGAGGUGGAGGUCAUCAAUGUGAUUCAGCAAAAGCCGCCGCCGGCCAUCGAAAAGAUCUCCAGGACGGAGGUGAGGACUGACCUGAGCGAAAUCCAUGAGAACAAGUUGGACACGCGCUACUUCGCUGGGCUGCUGGCCGACGUCUACAGAAAGAACUGCGACAUUCACGCUUGCAUAUCCGAGCAUGUGUCCAAGAUCAGAGGACAAAAACUGGAUGACAACAAGGUGGAGGAUGUAGAAUCCCUUCUCCCAAAAGGAGCCACUGAACUGACCAAACAGCAAAUUCGAUACCUGCUGCAGACUCGCCUGACCGCUGAUAAGAGCAUGCGUCUGCUGCUGUCCACCUUCAGCAGCUUGAGAGAAGAACUUCUUCACAUGACCGAAGACCUGCGGCGUCUGGAGAGCGAGAAGGAAUCCCUGGAAAGAGACCUGGCCUUCAAAGCGGAUCAAGCUCGGCAGUAUGAUAGCCUUCUGGAGGACGUUCGUGAAAAUAACCGUCAGCUUCAGCUUUCCCUCAAACAAACCAGCGCGUCCCAGCGUUCCCUGGAGAGCCAGCUGAUAAGCGCCCGAAACGUUGACUCCGGUCGCGAAUUCAAAACCAAAGAACUGGAGGUGCGCAUCAGGGCUUUGGAGAAGGAGAACGAGAUACUGCGACAGAAGCAGGCGGGGCAAGCAAACAGCACCACCCUGCACAUCAGGACUGAAGAAUUGUCGCGUCAGUUCAACGAGCAGCUCGGAGAGAUGAAAAAGGACAAAGACAAAGAGAUUGAGCGGCUGCGGAUGCAGAUUACAAAGCUGCAGAUGGAAAUCACCACUGAGAGGUCGUCGUCGGCGUCGGAAAAGAGCCUCCAGCUGAAGAUCUCGGAGUUGCUGGCCAUGCUGGAGCAGAGACAGACUACCAUUACCAGACAGGAGGAGGAGAUCAGAAGGCUUAUGCAGGGAAGGAACGACAGCUCCCAGAACGUGAAGAAGACCAUCAUCACUAAGAGGUACAGGAACCAGUACCCCUUACUUGGUCUGCUGGGUGACGACUACGACACGUCUUCGUCCAUCAACGAAGACAGGACCAUCGUCAUCGAGAGAGGCGAAGAGGUUUUCAGACGGGAAUGAGGGAACAAGAAGAACAUAAAGACAUCCCCCAUCCCGUCUCCUGAUGACCCUUUGUGCCCUCCAUCGUCCUGAAGGAGCCCGGAAUUCGGAUUCUGACAUCUUCAUGACUUUUAUACACAAAAUACUAAUGCUAGAAAUAUUGCAUUGACCAUUUUUCAGUAAAAAAAACAACAACAAAAAAACGCUUUUAGAUAUUUCCCAGAAGUAAUCUCGGGCACACGGAGGGUGGAAUUUUUGCUAUUCUGAAUGUAAAUAUUUAAAUAUAUAUUUGUGAGAUGGACGUGCUCAUGUUUUGAGUUUAGAGAAACGGCGUAAAAAAUGUUUGGGGAGUUUUGCUUUGCAAAUUAGAGUGUAAUCUAUUUUAAGGACUGUAUUUUUUUAAUAGACUAUGGGAAGGAGGUUGAACGUGAAGACAAAUGGGUGUUUGGGUCAGGUGGGGCCAUCACUUUCUGGUUUUAAAAGCGUUUUUUAAAAACGCAAUAUGAUGUUUUUUAUUGCCGCAAAUUGUGUUGAAGCAGCUGGAGCUAACCUAGAGCCUGGUUGGCAUACAGACGCUAACAACAAAUAUGGCCACGUACCAAUGAUAGCGCCUCACCAAAUCCUAAAGGGACAGCAUUUAUCGCAAAGAUUUAGAAGAAUUGACCACUACAUGUUAAGUUACUUCACAAACUAAUGAUGCUAGCUAACUAAUGCUAGGCUAACACAUCCAGAAAUACAAUAUAUGACGAAGCUAGCAUCAAAUUUUAAGCACAGUAUGAUGUUUUUUAAGUGUAUAUGGUCACGAAUUGUGUUAAAGCAGCUGCAGCUAACCUAGAGCCUGGUUAGUAUAUGGACGCUAACAACAAAUAUGGCGAGGUAGCAAUGAAACUGCCUUACCAUAUCCUAAAGGGACAUCAUUUAUCUCCAAGAUUUGGAACAAUUGACCGCUACGUUUGAAGUUAUUUCACAAACUAGUUAUGCAAGCGAGCUAAUGCUUAGACAUCCUCAAAUAAAAUACAAGACAAAGCUAGCAUCCAAUUAGUAGUAGCUUGUGUGGCUAGCUUGCUACCUGAUCAUUUACUUCACAGUAUGCUAGCUAAUCUAGAUGGUCUCUGAAUAGAAGCUAUGCUGUGCUCUUAUUUUCAUGUGUUUCAAGGUGGUUUGGGGCAGUUUUAACCUGCGUUUGUCCGCUGUGCGUCCGCUGUGAUACUUUUGGGAAUAAAAAUAACAUUCAUAGUA